Molecule: messenger RNA, 1856 nt
Organism: Setaria italica (foxtail millet)
Lineage: Eukaryota; Viridiplantae; Streptophyta; Magnoliopsida; Poales; Poaceae
Product: sugar transporter ERD6-like 5
Exons: 17
Coding region: 118-1665 (515 amino acids)
Biological process (GO): transmembrane transport; carbohydrate transport
Cellular component (GO): membrane
Molecular function (GO): sugar transmembrane transporter activity
Source: RefSeq, a predicted model, not a curated record
CACCGCCCGGGCGCCGGUCGUCCUCGUCAAGUCGUCAGCUCAGCUCCAAACACACCAUACCAAGAGGCAAGAGCCAAGAGGGACGGCCGACUGAGGGGGAGAACCCAGGCCGCCCCGAUGGAGCAUGAGGAUCAAGAAGCCCAGAAGCCUCUCCUGGCCACGGCGGCGGCCGGAAGCAGCGGUGAUGGCCGUCAGGGAGCUUCGUCUCCCUCCUCUUCCUCUUCGAUUGCGGUGGUGGUCGCCAGCACUGCCGUCGCAGUCGCCGGAUCCUUCGAGUUCGGCAUCUCGGUGGGCUACUCGUCGCCUUCCCAGCCGGGCAUCAUGCGUGAUCUCGACCUCUCCUUAGCCGAGGUACCCUCCUGUAUUAGAUUGCUCGUCUUGUUGACAAGAACAACUGAACACUGGGUAGUGUCCCCUGCAACUUACUCUUAUCAUGCUCAUAUGCAGUACUCUGUCUUUGGCUCCAUACUAACGAUUGGAGCAAUGCUAGGAGCUAUUGUCAGUGGCACCGUGGCAGACCGUGUCGGUCGAAGAUUCGCAAUGGCAAUAUCAGAUCUUCUCUGCAUUCUUGGAUAUCUCCUGAUAACCUUUUCCCAGAAUUUUUGGUGGCUUGACAUUGGAAGGCUCUCAAUUGGAUGUGGAAUUGGCCUUCUUUCAUAUGUGGUUCCAGUCUAUAUAUCAGAGAUAACACCAAAGAAUCUUAGAGGAGGGUUCGCAACUGUAAACCAGUUUAUGAUCUGUUGUGGGGCAUCGCUGGCGUAUGUUUUGGGGACCUUUAUCACUUGGCGUACCUUGGCAAUCAUUGGAGUGGCACCAUGUUUGCUGCAAUUGGUUGGCCUUCUUGUGACUCCUGAAUCCCCCAGAUGGCUGGCAAGGUUUGGACAUCCAGGUGCAUUUGAGGCAGCAUUGCAGAAGCUAAGGGGAAAGGGAACUGAUAUAUCUGAUGAAGCAUUAGAAAUCAAAGAUUUUACAGAAAAGCUUCAGCACUUACCAGAGUCAAAGAUGUUGGACCUGUUUCAAAAGGCUUAUAUUCGUGCUGUUACAGUUGGAGUUGGGCUAAUGGUCCUUCAACAGUUUGGGGGAGUGAAUGCCAUUUGCUUCUAUGCCAGUGAAAUAUUUGUUUCAGCCGGUUUCUCAUCAGGAAACACAGGAAUGCUUGCUAUGGUUGCUGUCCAGAUUCCGAUGACGGGAUUAGGGGUACUUCUAAUGGACAAGGCUGGAAGGAGGCCACUUUUGAUGGUCUCUGCAGCUGGAACAUGCCUGGGUUGCCUACUAGUUGGUUUGUCAUUCUUAGCGAAGGAACAUCACUGGGGAAAGGACCUGAACAUAUUGCUGGCUUUGGCAGGCAUUCUGAUUUUCACAGGAUCCUUUUCACUAGGCAUGGGGGGAAUACCAUGGGUUAUAAUGUCAGAGAUCUUUCCCAUAAACAUGAAAGGAGCAGCAGGAAGCCUUGUGACCCUAGUAAGCUGGCUCGGCUCAUGGAUCAUCUCGUACGCCUUCAACUUUCUCCUGGUGUGGAACUCUUAUGGCACGUUCUUCAUCUUUGCAACAGUCUGUGGCCUCACGGUCGUGUUUGUGGAGCGGCUAGUGCCGGAAACCAAAGGAAGAACCCUAGAAGAGAUUCAAGCCUCCAUGAACUCGUCCUUAACGGGACCCUUUCAGUAAUGAUUUGCUUGUCUAGUUUAGAUAGCCAAAUAUCUGGAAUGCUGUUGUUUGUAGACACAUAGGAGGUUGCAUAUCAUGUUUUUCCAAUAACAGAUAUAAUGCAUACUGUAUUGCAAAGUGCGUGCCACCGAUUCUGGCUUUAAUCUCGUUUCUACUUUCUACCACCCAAAAGAGAAUAGUAGUAGAAUACA